AUGAAGAAGAUAUCAAUAGCUGUUUGGGAGAACACCUUCGAAGUGAUCUUGGCGGCAUUAGAAGGCAAAAACUAUCCGAUAAUACUGCUGUUGUUGGAGGCAUUCACUGAAAUGGGUAACAUACUGAGGAGGAAAAAGAAAGAGGUUACGGAAGAGCUUGAGUCGCUGUCUCAGCAGAUGAAGAUUUUUCGAGAUGAUAUAGAAAAAACUGCAGAGGCCAAGCGCAUGAUCCUCUGGUAUCUCACAUUGUCGACAUUCUUCCUUUCGUCAUCUUUUAUCGGAUAUGCAUGUGUUACAAUAAAGCGAAAGGAACAUCAAGUGCUCUUCUCCAUACUGGCCUUCGUUGCUGGCCUUGUGGUAUUGUGGUUGGGAAGAAAAGCGGCGAAUGCGUUCUACAACUGGAGAAUCCAUCGAAAACGGCAGGGACUUGAUGGACUGGUCGCUCGCAAGAGGUCUAUUCUCGAAACGGUGAAGGAAACAGAAACGUUCAAGGUUGCCAAGGAAAUCCUAGACAAGUAUGAUCAGGAAAGUCCGAAAUCAUUGUCACAGCCACCGAGCCCUGCGACUGAAAAACGAAUGGCUGAAACUCGAGGCCAGAGAGCUGAUCAGAUUCAGGCGCAGAUGAAUGCAAGCCCAUUGAAAGAGCCAAAUCGUCCUCCCGAAAGGAAUUCGCGCACAAAAAGCGUCGAAAACAUCCCAGUUUCUGAGAUUGGUCCAAGGCCCCUGCCUCUCCCUCCGCGACCACGGCUCAAACCCAUUCGUCCUUUCCAGAGGGAAGGUACCACCGUUGUUGAUAAAAUGGUCGACUACUUCUUCGGAGAUGGACCCAGCCAAAGGCUUGCUCUGAUUUGCUCGAAUUGCCAUGGUCAUAACGGUAUGGCUCUUCCAGCUGAGUAUGACUAUCUUGCCUUCGUAUGCUUUAUCUGUGGACAUUUCAAUCCUGCCAAAAAAUUCAGGCCAAGUCAUCAUGCAUUAACACCUGCCCCUACUCCUCCCAAAAGCAUGAAAUCUAAUGCUUCUAAUCCCCGAUCAUCGUCAAGCUCUCCAGUACAACCCAGUAACAAUAAGGAAGCUGAAGAAAAGGAUCGCAAGGAGCAUCCACUUGACGAUAUGCAAGAGGAACAAGAACUGCUCAAACCUUUAUCUCACUAGCUUGUAAACAUUUAGCUCUGUUGAAUGUAGCUUGAUGCAAUGUAAUGCUUUUUACCGGUUCCAUCGCUUCCUCUUUAUGAUAUUGACCCUGUAAAUAUGUCUUCGUUGUUUCCGCUUUAGUGUAUGGAAUCGAUGCCUGAUUGAGACACGGGAUUGCCAUGUUUUUUGAUUGACUUUUUUAAAUCAGUACCUGCUUGUAAACAAAGUAAUUUUGAUGAAAUUUCUAUGAUUAAAUUUUAUUCAGUAUUUUUUUGAUUGUAUUUUUGGAGGUGGGGCAGCAA
Cylicocyclus nassatus is the source of this 1433-nucleotide messenger RNA. The record is from the annotation of a GenBank genome assembly. NCBI's taxonomy places the organism in Eukaryota, Metazoa, Nematoda, Chromadorea, Rhabditida, Strongylidae.